CUAUAUUAGAAAAUUGUAAAAAGUCACAUUUUUGUAAAAUGUCUUCUUAUUCCCUAACCGAUUUCGAUUCAGAAGGAAGAGGUGAUGUUGCUAGAUGGUUUUUCGCUAUGAAUUUGAUACCUUUUCACGAUAAUAGAAUAUCAUUAAAUAGCUGGUAUUGUAAUAGUAAACUAGCUGAAAAUACUCCAUUUGGUAAACUACCUGUACUAGAAAUCGAUGGAUUAAAGAUAUGCCAAUCCAAAGCAAUUGGAAGACUUUUGGCUAAAAGAUAUGGCUACUACGGUAGGAAUGAUUUGGAGCAGGCCAGAAUAGAUAUGGUUGUAGAUUGUAUAGCCGAUGUAAUGGAUCGUGGUCUUCAUAUAUUUUUUUACAUGGAUGAGGGAUCUAAAAAGCAAAAAGAACUAAAGGACUUUAUAGAAACAACCCUUCCAGAAGGAGUCGCAUGUCUCUCAAAUAUUCUUGACGAAAAUCAGUAUGGGACUGGCUUCGUAGGAGAAACUCUAACAUGGGCAGAUUAUGAAUUUGCAUCUCAAUUUUCUUGGUUAGAAAUAGCUGGACAUGUUGUGAAUUUACCAUCAAAUUUAAGGAAUUUAAUGAACACUGUUCUAAAUAUUCCACAGAUAAAGGAAUACAGAGAAAAUUACGCUAAACGAAGUCAGCAUCUGCAACAAGUUAUGUCUUCUUAUAAAUUGUAUUAUUUUGAUUUCCCUGGAAGAGCAGAAGUUAUUCGAUGGCAGUUUUUAUUGGCAAAAGUGCCAUUUGAAGAGGAGCGUAUACCUAAGGAGAAAUGGGCAGAUCUUAAGCCCAAAUAUCUAAGUGACUUGCCUUUCGGACAACUACCUCUUUUGGAAGUUGAUGGAAAGAAACUGUGUCAAUCGGGAGCAAUUAAUAGAAUGUUGGCAAAGAAAUUUGGUAACUAUGGAAAAAAUAUUGAAGAAGAAACCAGGAUUGACAUGGUUAUCGGCUGCAUGUCAGAUGUUAUUGAACCAGCUGUUGUGAUAUACAUAAGAAAUAAAGAUUCCCCUGAUUUCGAGAAAAAGGCGGCAGACUACGAAAAUAGAGUUUUGCCCGAAGGUUUAGCUAAACUUGAAAAGCUUCUAGAACAAAACAAUGAGGGUAUUGGAUUUGUUGGUAAAGAUAUUACCUGGGCCGAUCUUGAACUUGUCGUACAGACCGGUUGGUGCAAGAGUAUUAACUUGAAACCAAACUUCCCACCACGAAUUCAAAAACUAAGGGAACACGUUCUACAAAUUCCAGAAAUUGCUGCUUAUGUUGCAAAAUAUGACAAAUAA
This is a messenger RNA of Dimorphilus gyrociliatus, 1292 nucleotides long. The record is from the annotation of a GenBank genome assembly. Lineage: Eukaryota; Metazoa; Annelida; Polychaeta; Dinophilidae.